Molecule: messenger RNA, 571 nt
Organism: Hibiscus syriacus
Lineage: Eukaryota; Viridiplantae; Streptophyta; Magnoliopsida; Malvales; Malvaceae
Product: major pollen allergen Ole e 10-like
Exons: 4
Coding region: 31-402 (123 amino acids)
Source: RefSeq, a predicted model, not a curated record
UCCUUUCUUUUACUUUCAACACAAAAAACAAUGGCUAAAUCAACUGUCUCUCUCCCAGUUUUCUGUCUCCUCCUCCUUUCAUUUGACUCUGGGAUCUUAUUGAAGCUGGCCAAAGGGCAGCAGGGAAAAACAUGGUGUGUUGCAAAGCCUUCGACAGAUGAUGCAGCACUGGCUUCCAACAUAAACUCGGCCUGUAAUGACCUUGGAUCCUUGGGAUGGAACUGCAGCCAGAUACAGCCGAACGGAGCUUGCUUCGAGCCCGACACUCUCAUCAACCAUGCAUCCUUUGCCAUGAAUUCUUACUACCAAGCCUUUGGUCGUCAGGAACAUAAUUGUUACUUCCUGAGCUCUGGUCUCGUCACCAUCUCCGAUCCAAGCUAUGGAAACUGUCAGUAUGUGUGAGAAGUAUGGAAGAUUAAGUGUUGUUUGGAGGUUUCUGGGUGUUGUCUGUAAUAAAUUUUAUUUACAUUCUAGGAGAUUGGAUUCUAUAGCAUGUUUUCAUGGAUGAAACGAUUGUUAUAUUUGAUCUAUAUGAUAUUUAAAUGAUAUUAUAAAAGUAUCAUUUUUAUUA